Agrilus planipennis (emerald ash borer) is the source of this 770-nucleotide messenger RNA. RefSeq lists its product as uncharacterized. NCBI's taxonomy places the organism in Eukaryota, Metazoa, Arthropoda, Insecta, Coleoptera, Buprestidae. The transcript has 5 exons. The coding region runs from base 59 to 673 and encodes 204 amino acids. The record is from RefSeq and is a predicted model, not a curated record.
GAUCGUACUCAGUUUUGUUCGGGAUCAAUAAGUAGCGCAAAUACACAACAAUUACAAAAUGAAAGUAAUCACUUUUGUAGGACUCCUUGCCUGUUUAGGCCUGGCAAACGCAGGAAUUUUCGAUAAGAUUGACGAUGCAACUCUAACAGCAGCGAUCCAACUUGCCAAGUAUUACAUCGCUAAAUUUGAUCCUAUAGACAAAGUUGAUGUGUCAGACUACGUCUUAACUGUACUUCAAUACAAUGCUUCAAAAAUUUACGUUUCUGGUUUUUCCGACUUCGAGUUAACCCACGUAGACGUUCAGAAAAAUUCUCUGGCUAUCAGUGUACGUUUCAAUUCCAUUGUUGCUUCUGUUGACAAUUGGAGCGCAUACACCGUUGUAAAAAACACCAUUGGACUCGAAACCCUCGAAGCCACUCUGAAUGGUCUUGAACUGGAUUUGGAAGUACAAUGGGCAUUGGCGCCAGUGACAGUUCAAAGUCUUAAUGUCCUUCCACACGUCGAAAGUGGUUCAUUCAAACUUCUUGGGGACUUGAACGGUCGUGAAGCCGAUAUAGACCUCGACAAUGAUGGACUGCUAAAGAUCGAUCAAUUGUUUGCUGACCAUUCGGCAGAGCUCAACGAGGACCUACUCACAGCAGUCAACUGGUUCUUAACAAAGUUGCAAUCUUAAGCUGUUCAAUGUUUUCCAAUCGAAAGAAUCUGACAAAACGAACCGUUUGUAAUUAAUAACAAUAAUAAAUAGUAACAACAAUAAAAGAUUAUCAACA